Funneliformis caledonium is the source of this 305-nucleotide messenger RNA. The record is from the annotation of a GenBank genome assembly. NCBI's taxonomy places the organism in Eukaryota, Fungi, Glomeromycota, Glomeromycetes, Glomerales, Glomeraceae.
AAAUGUGAAAAUGUUAACAAGUAUAGUGAGCAUAGUGAGCAUAGUGAAUGCUAUGCCCUAUUUUCUGCGGUUAUAGGAAAGAGUAUUUCAGUUACAUUAGUGCUGUAUCAGGCAUCUCUAUGGGGAUUCUGCAGAGGCAAGGAAAAUAUUGAUGAGAAUAUACUUGAAUCAUUUAUUAGAAAUUUGAGACAGGAGCCAAAAAAUGAGUGGAUAAUUCAUAAUAUAAAUGUUACAGAAAUAUUCUGUAAAUACCAGCAAGAGGUUCUUAAAACACUUCAAUCAACCGGACUAACGUGGGACAAUAC